Molecule: messenger RNA, 714 nt
Organism: Polychytrium aggregatum
Lineage: Eukaryota; Fungi; Chytridiomycota; Chytridiomycetes; Polychytriales
Exons: 2
Coding region: 1-714 (237 amino acids)
Biological process (GO): regulation of DNA-templated transcription; nuclear-transcribed mRNA poly(A) tail shortening
Cellular component (GO): CCR4-NOT core complex; P-body
Source: RefSeq, a predicted model, not a curated record
AUGCCGCCGGGUACACCCGCGCAGCAUGUCGCCUCGCCCACCGGCCCAUCAUUAGGGAGCAGUCUCGUCGGCGCCGACCCUGCCGGCCCCAAGACCUUUGGCGACCGCUUCGGGCUUCUCGGAUUGCUGGAGGUGAUUCGGAUGCAGGACCCCGACACCAACACCCUGGCCCUCGGGAGCGAUCUGACAGGGCUGGGGCUGAAUCUCAACGCGACCGAGAACCUGUACUCGACCUUCAUGUCGCCCUUUGCCGAGAACCCCUCGCUUGGAGCCGAGCCGCAGUUCCAGACGCCGCCGUGCUACACGCUGCCUCAGCCGCCUCCCGCCGCGCUGUCGAAACUCUCAAGCUUUUCGGACGAGACGCUGUUCUACAUCUUCUAUUCUAUGCCCCGCGAAACAAUACAGGAGGCAGCGGCCCAGGAGCUUUUCGGCCGGAACUGGCGGUUCCACAAGGAGCUCAAGUUCUGGUUGACCAAGGACCCCGGCUCCGAGGCCCUGAUGAAGGGUGCUGGCUUUGAGCGUGGCGUCUUCAUCUUCUUCGACCCUGUGUCGUGGAGCCGAGUCAAGAAGGAGUGGAUCCUCUACUACGAUCAACUGGAGGAGCGCGGCCCCAGCAUGCCGACCCCGACAGGGAUCCUGGGUCGAUGUGGAAGCACCGGGUAUCAGGGAGCACUGACAGACGACAGCACGACCAGGGAACCAGUCCCGGCCUGA